Messenger RNA from Neltuma alba, 1044 nucleotides. Its product is annotated as gibberellin 2-beta-dioxygenase 8-like. Lineage: Eukaryota; Viridiplantae; Streptophyta; Magnoliopsida; Fabales; Fabaceae. The coding region runs from base 1 to 1044 and encodes 347 amino acids. The transcript has 3 exons. The record is from RefSeq and is a predicted model, not a curated record.
AUGAUUGAAUCAAAUCCACCCCUCCAGCAAUAUUAUGGCAGGCUUUUACAAGAAUCAGCUGGUAAAGGCCACCAGAAUAGAAGCUGCUUCUAUGAUCCUACUCAUUAUCCUGUAAUAGCGGAAUGUGAGCUGCCAUUGAUAGACCUUGAUGGUCUUAAGAGGUGUGAUAGAAGAGAGAGGCUUGCAUGCUCUGCAGCAAUAUGUAAGGCAGCAUCAGAAUGGGGAUUCUUCCAAGUUAUCAACCAUGGAAUAGACACUGAGCUGUUGAGAAAGAUGAGGAGAGAGCAAGUGAAGCUGUUUGAUAUGCCUUUUGAGAAGAAGGAAACGUGUGGCCUUCUGAAUAACUCAUACAGGUGGGGCACACCAACAGCUACUCGUCCAAAUCAAUUCUCAUGGUCAGAAGCUUUCCAUAUUCCUCUCACUAAGAUUUCAGAGCCAGCUUGCUGGGGUGAAUUCAAAUCUUUAAGUGAAGUGAUAAAUGAAUUUGCAGCAGCAAUGUUAAGACUAUCAAGGCUAUUAGCAGGAAUUCUGGCGGAGAAUUUGGGGAAUCCAAAGGACGCAAUUGAAGAAAUUUGUGAUGAAAGCACAUGUUUUCUGAGACUAAAUCACUACCCAAAAUCUGAAGAAGAAACUUUUGGAUUAGUUCCUCACACGGAUAGUGAUUUCCUAACAAUCCUCUAUCAAGAUCAUGUGGGUGGACUCCAACUUAUGAAGGACUCCAAAUGGGUGGCCGUCAAACCAAAUCCAGAUGCUCUCAUCGUUAACAUUGGAGACCUUUUCCAGGCAUGGAGCAACGAUGAAUAUAAGAGUGUGGAGCACAAGGUCAUGGCAAAUAACAAAAUGGAGAGAUACUCCACAGCAUACUUUCUAUGCCCAUGUUACAAUACUUUGAUAGGGAGCCGCACAGAGUCGUCAAUAUAUAGGAAAUUCACUUUUGGAGAAUACCGAAACCAAAUUCAGGAUGAUGUCAAAAGAUUUGGACACAAAAUUGGACUAUCAAGAUUUCUUCAAGAUACCAAUCCAUUGAUAAUGAAAAGUGAUUGA